Phragmites australis (common reed) is the source of this 1765-nucleotide messenger RNA. RefSeq lists its product as uncharacterized. NCBI's taxonomy places the organism in Eukaryota, Viridiplantae, Streptophyta, Magnoliopsida, Poales, Poaceae. Gene Ontology annotation, molecular function: transporter activity. The transcript has 6 exons. Gene Ontology annotation, biological process: transport. Bases 173 to 1393 code for a protein of 406 amino acids. The record is from RefSeq and is a predicted model, not a curated record.
AUAACUCCGUGCAAGUAAAAAAACCCAAAUCCCAAUCCCGUCCCUCCACACGCCACCACCAUUAUUCCGCGGAAACCUCCGUCCCCAACUCCCUCGCGAUUACCACCAACAAAUUCCCCAACCAUUGCCACCCUGCCCGCUCCCCAUUCCCGCCUAGGGUUCCUCGCCAGGGAUGGAGGGGUGGGCCUCCGCGGCGGCGUACAAUGCCGCCGCGCUGGCGUCCGCGGCGGCGGCGACGGUGCUGGCGCUGCGGCUCGUUCACCGGCACCUCCUCCACUACGCCGAGCCCACGCACCAGCGCUUCAUCGUCCGCAUCAUCCUCAUGGUCCCGAUAUAUGCAGUGAUGUCAUUUCUUUCCCUUGCCUUACCGAAUAACGCGAUCUACUUCAAUUCUAUUCGAGAAAUCUAUGAUGCUUGGGUCAUCUACAAUUUCUUCUCACUUUGCCUGGCAUGGGUAGGAGGUCCUGGUCAUGUGGUGGUAAGUUUGAGUGGCCGAUCUCUGAAACCCGCAUGGUUCCUGAUGACUUGCUGUUUACCAGCUAUUCCUCUAGAUGGGCGUUUUAUACGGAGAUGCACACAAGGUUGUCUGCAGUUUGUGAUCCUGAAACCAAUAUUGGUUGUUAUUACGUUCAUACUUUAUGCGAAAGGAAAAUAUGAAGAUGGAAACUUCAGUGCCAGUCAAUCUUAUCUAUACAUAACUUUCAUCUAUACAGUAUCAUACUCUAUGGCACUGUUUGCUCUGGCACUGUUCUAUGUGGCAUGCAGAGAUCUACUUCAGCCAUAUAACCCUGUCCCAAAAUUCAUCAUGAUCAAAUCAGUUGUAUUUCUCACGUAUUGGCAGGGUGUGCUGGUUUUCCUUGCUGCAAAAUCUGGAUUCAUAAAAAGUGCUGAGAAAGCUGCUUAUCUCCAAAACUUUGUGCUAUGUGUUGAGAUGCUCAUAGCAGCCAUUGGGCACCGAUUUUCCUUCUCCUAUAAAGAGUAUGCCGGUUCCAAUGCCUGUCCUUUUGGUGGUCUCAGGGGAAGCCUUCUUCAUGCUCUGAAAUUCAAUGAUUUCUAUCAUGACACUGUUCACCAGUUUGCACCUACAUAUCAUGAAUAUGUGCUCUACAGUAACGAGGGAGAGGAUGAACCGACAAAAUAUGGCCCCAAGACCAUCAUGCCAACUGGAGAGCACAUAGAUCUGGCGGAAGUCACUGUUGUGAGCUCAAAAGCUCCAGUGGUGUCAAGCUUAUUGCUGAAUGAGGCAGAUCAGGCAGAAACAAUGCCCUCUCAAAUCAUGGAAGUAAAAACCGCUGCUUCUGCGGAACCAUACGACCUAUCAAACUUCCUCAAUGUAGAGUUAUCUGAUUACCGUGACAAGGUUCCUGCUAUUCCUGAUGAAAGGAAACAGUGAUCAAGUGUGAUGUAUAGCUGUGUACGUACAUAACGCUGUACAUAGAAAUGUGUCAUGUAUUGUUUUUGCUUCGUCACCCCCCACCCCCCCCCCCCCCCGGCGGUUAAAGGGGCUUGUUCAUGUUUUGGUUAAGAGUGAGCUGGCUGACAGAUUAACAGGUGUCGACGGAAUCUGAAAUAUCGGGAGAAGUGAAAGCAACAACAUACUCAGAUUUGCAGUUGCUGAUGAGACAGGUCUGUUGAAUGUGAAAUGUGUAUUGAUCUUUCUCAAAAGGUUCGUGAGGAUUGUUUUGUAUGUUGCACUAACUAUAGGUUUGCACUAGAUAUAUGAUGUAUCCUUUUACUGCUAUGGCAAGGUGUUGCUUUCACUUUU